AUGGAAAUCCGGCAAGAAAACAUCGUCCUGCAAGCCAUCCCAGAAUCGACCACGACCAUAAUAAACAAUCAAGCCGGAAAUGACGCAUUCGCCCCGGCGUCCUCUGCUCAUCCGCCAGUAGAUGCAAUCCCCGAUGGCGGCUACGGCUGGACGAUAGUCUUUGCCUGCUUCAUCCAGACCUCCUGGGUUAAUGCCUGGGCCGGAUCAUGGGGUAUAUUUCAGAGUAGCCUGAUACAAACCACCCUGAAAACAAUUCCGACUAGCACUUUGACUUUUGUCGGUUCACUUGGCCUUGUAUUGACUGUUUCCUUGGGUCUUGUGUGUAUCCGGCUUUCGCGCCUGAUUGGAGCACGAUGGGCUGUAUUGAUUGGGACGCUGCUCUUUGGAGCUAGUAAUAUAGUUGGUGGCCUCGCUGUGAAUAGUCUUGGUGGUCUGUUCGUCUCUGGGGUGCUGUAUGGUCUGGGUGGAGCACUCAUGUAUACCAUGUCAAACAGCCUACCGGUUCAAUGGUUCAGCACUCGACUGGGAACAGCGAAUGGUCUAGUGAAACUAGGCGGAGGCAUUGGAGCCACGAUCAUGGUGAUCGUAGUCCAGCUGCUUAUCGAAAGAGUAGAAAUUUCCUGGACAUUCCACAUCAUGGGCUUGAUGUCGUUGGCAAGUGGUGUGCCAGCGGCAUUGUUGAUCAAAGAGCGAGCACCGAGUUACUACGGACCUUCGAUUGAUUUAUCAACUUUCAGGCGCCUGCCCUUUUCCUGUUUAUUUGCAGCUGGCGCAAUUGGUGUAUUCCCGCUUUAUGUGCCAGCAUUCUUUCUGCCAUUCGGUUCUACGAAUACCCUGCUUUUCGCAAUGGUGUUGAAUUCAGUCACUAUGUUUGCAAUCUGGCCAGUCUCUUCGACACUGGCACUACUGCUCCUCUUUGCCGCUUUGAACGGCCUAGCGAAUGGUGCAUUUUUCGUCACGAUGCCUACGGCAGUGGGCAGAUUCUUGGGACCAGGUCAAGCAGCAGUUGGGAUUGGGAUGGCUGUCACUGGAUGGUCCGUGGGUGACUUUCUUGGUGCUCCGAUUGCUGGAUUUUUGAUCCAGGCCACAGGAGCUAAUCAGGCGAAAACUAUUGGGCCGUAUAAACCGGCCAUCUUUUAUGCUGCUGGGACUGCGCUUGUAUCUACUGUGUUUGUUCUUGUAGCUCGACUGAAGAUGGAUGGCAGCCCUUUUCGAAGGCUUUAG
Talaromyces stipitatus ATCC 10500 is the source of this 1224-nucleotide messenger RNA. RefSeq names its product monocarboxylate permease, putative. Gene Ontology annotation, cellular component: fungal-type vacuole membrane. Gene Ontology annotation, molecular function: transmembrane transporter activity. Gene Ontology annotation, biological process: transmembrane transport. Lineage: Eukaryota; Fungi; Ascomycota; Eurotiomycetes; Eurotiales; Trichocomaceae. The transcript is spliced from 2 exons. The coding region runs from base 1 to 1224 and encodes 407 amino acids. The record is from RefSeq and is a predicted model, not a curated record.